Messenger RNA from Calypte anna (Anna's hummingbird), 1589 nucleotides. It is a transcript of the gene POLR3F, whose product is annotated as RNA polymerase III subunit F. The record is from RefSeq and is a predicted model, not a curated record. NCBI's taxonomy places the organism in Eukaryota, Metazoa, Chordata, Aves, Apodiformes, Trochilidae. The transcript has 9 exons. The coding region runs from base 31 to 996 and encodes 321 amino acids. Gene Ontology annotation, cellular component: RNA polymerase III complex. Gene Ontology annotation, biological process: transcription by RNA polymerase III.
CCGCGCCGGUCUCUCGGCGAGAGGUGGUUGAUGUCGCGGCAUCUCCGCGCCAUGGCGGAGGUGAAGGUGAAGCCGGAGGUUCCCGACCCCAUGGAAAUAGAGAACAGGAUUAUUGAGCUGUGCCAUCAGUUCCCUCAUGGGAUCACAGACCAGGUGAUUCAGAAUGAUAUGCCUCACAUGGAAGCCCAGCAGCGAGCCAUGGCAAUCAACAGGUUACUCUCAAUGGGGCAACUGGACCUUCUCAGGAGCAAUGCAGGUCUCCUGUACAGAAUCAAAGAGUCUCAAAAUGCAAGUAAAAUGAAAGGCUCUGACAAUCAAGAGAAGCUGGUUUACCAAAUUAUAGAAGAUGCAGGCAACAAAGGUAUUUGGAGCAGGGACAUUAGGUACAAAAGUAAUUUGCCUCUAACAGAGAUCAACAAGAUAUUGAAAAACUUGGAAAGCAAGAAACUAAUUAAAGCAGUUAAAUCUGUGGCAGCAUCCAAGAAGAAGGUGUAUAUGCUAUAUAAUCUGCAGCCUGACCGGUCAGUGACUGGUGGGGCUUGGUACAGUGACCAAGACUUUGAGUCUGAAUUUGUGGAGGUGUUAAAUCAACAGUGUUUUAAGUUUCUUCAGAGUAAGGCAGAAGCAGCUCGAGAGACCAAGCAGAACCCCAUGAUACAGAGGAACAGCUCAUUUGCCUCAUCCCAUGAGGUGUGGAAAUACAUCUGUGAACUAGGCAUCAGUAAGGUAGAGCUGUCAAUGGAAGACAUUGAAACCAUUUUAAAUACAUUAAUAUAUGAUGGAAAAGUGGAGAUGACCAUUAUUGCUGCAAAGGAAGGGACAGUAGGCAGUGUGGAUGGACAGAUGAAGUUGUACAGAGCUGUUAGUGCUCUCAUACAACCUACUGGAUUAGUCAGGACGCCCUGUGGACUCUGCCCUGUUUUUGAUGAUUGCCAUGAAGGUGGUGAGAUUUCUCCAUCAAACUGUAUUUAUAUGACAGAAUGGCUGGAAUUCUAAAGUAAAAGAAAACUGUAAACUCGAUUCGUGCUUCACAGCCAAUGUCACAAAGCACCUUGCUUUUUUAAGGGUGAAAUUUGUGAGUGGCUUCAGGAUAUGGAGGGACUUUCUUUUGGUAAAACAUAAAGCAGCAACAUGUGUUGCGUCAGCAGUCCUGUAAUAGGACUGGAAAUCAAGUCACCACUGAAGAUCAAGGCUGAAGUGGAAAUGUAGAUCCAUUCCUGUACAAAAAGUUGGUUGUGUGAACAAGAAAACUGCCAUAGUACAGCUGGGUAGUGAUGCAUUGUUUCCAAGGGUUGUGUUGAGUACUCCGGAAGUGCUUAUUCUGAAUGAAUGAAAAUAAGUCAUUAGCUGAUCAGAAAAAUUUGCUAAUGAGUAUUGCCAAGAAUGAGUUCCAAAAGUUUGCUUUCAUAUUAAAGCUACUGGUGGGUGUCUAAGUCCUAAGGCUGACCCUUUUUUCUCCCUUGAUAGCUACCAUCUAAUUGAAGACUAGGAAUCUGAUGUGGGAGAGAUCCCAAAUAUGUCAUACAAAACUCACUGAUUCUUUAUUAUCUUUGUAAGUGACUAAUUUAUCAUUAAAACCUUGAUUUUUC